AUGGAUAUCAAAACGUUGCUUCACAAUCUUCGCGAGGAAGUUUCGUGCCCAGUGUGUACUAACGUGUACACUGAUCCAAAGCACCUUCCAUGUCUACACACGUUUUGUCUGCACUGCUUGAAACACUGGCACAGAACAAGCCAUGGCCGAGACAAAGGGGAAUAUUAGUAGCAUUUUAUGUGAAUAAGCAGUCGUUUGAAACCUCCAGUGGUGAAACAAAUCAUCGUGAGAUUAUCAAAAUAUGAUCUUAAAAGUUAAGAAUCGUUGGCAUGAUUGAAAAGGAAGCAUUCAGUGCGAGAAAAAAAAAUCAAAAACGAUUAUCGCCUGUUUUGAAAGAGGAACUCUGAGCACGCUACAAUGUUGGAUGUGUGACGUCACGCUCGGUGGGUGUGUGCGAGUCUGAUUAGGUCACGCGUGGAGCCAUACGAGGUAUGUUUACAAGUUUCUUUCCCCUGUUAUGCUAUAGAUCCAGGCUUUAAAAUGUAUUUUAUUUAAGACCGUGGCAUAAUCAAAUCCAUGGUCAAUAAAGGACAGGGGAAACUUUCCCAGAAGGAUCAAAACCCUCUUUUACGAGGUGUCCAUUGGUUGUCUCCUUCCAAUGAUUUUCUCGUUUUCCGUGACAUCUUCAAGCCGAUCGACUGCGGGCGAGUCAGAUUUUACGUUUCAGAGAGCCAGGUAUCCAAGGAAUCCUUGAUUAAAGUGUUUUUUUGUAUUAAGAAGUUCUGUGAUUGGUUUGUACACAUAACUUGUUCUCAUAACAAAUAACUAAUUCCAAGAAUAGCUAAAAAUAAAGUCACAAGGCAUCAUUGUUUCGAUUUCAAUUCCGAGAAAAGCUACUUUGCACGAGCGUGUGAUCAGUUCUUAGGGAAAAACAGAUGGAUAUCAAAACGCUGCUUCACAAUCUUCGUGAAGAAGUUUCGUGCCCAGUGUGUACUAACGUGUACACUGAUCCAAAGCACCUUUCAUGCCUACACACGUUUUGUCUGCACUGCUUGAAACACUGGCACACAACAAGCCAUGGCCGAGACACAAUCAGAUGCCCGAAGUGUCAAGCUAUUAGCAGAGUGCCUGAAAGUGGCGAUUUGACAGAUCUUCCUACCAGCUUUUAUCUGAACGGCUUGAUUGAUGUGCUAGCAAUUAAAGAGUGCAAAACCAGCCAAGUACGAUGUGGAAAUUGCGACAAGAAAAGCGCCGAGAGUUCCUAUUGUUUUCAUUGUUGCGCGUUUUGGUGUGACGAGUGCAUCAUUGGACACAACAUCAUUCGCAGCAAUAAAGAUCAUCGUGUUCUAGCGCUCAAAGACUUUCAAGACAAGGACUAUGAAGAUCUGAUGAAACGACCGGUUUUCUGUCCUAAGGAAGAUCAUAACAAAGAAGAGCUAAAGUAUUUUUGCAAAGACUGUGAAACGCCACUUUGCCAAAUAUGUGUCACAUUGGAUCAUGGAGGUCAUAAUAUGAAGUUAAUCAAAGAAGAAGCGGAGAGACAAAAGACUGAAAUGAAGUCUUUUAUUGAAAAACAGCGACACAAUUUACAAGCAAAGAUGAAUGCCGUGAGCCGACUUGAUGAAGAAUGUGCCACACUGAUACAACAAGGCGAAGAUGUGAAGAGAGAGAUUCAAACAUUUGUUGACAAUUUAAUUGCUGUCAUUGAAGCAAACAAGAAAAACAUAUUCGCAGAGGUGGAAAAAGAAACAAACAAGUCGAUUGAAAGCGUAACAAGGCAAAAGACCGAGAUCGAGCGUCAAAUGACGGCCAUAAAAUCAUCUCUGGAGAAGGCUGAGAAACUUUUCACCCUAAGUACAAACGCUGAAAUCGUUCAACUCAAGAAAUCAUCAGACACCAUCUUUGAAGGAGUUCAUCAAAUCGAGCCAACUGACUGUGACCCCGAACUUGUUGCUCAUUUUGUCUUCGUGGAAAAUUAUAAGUUGUUCAACACUGUCAAAACCGAACAAAUUGGAACUUUGAAAAAACCAACAAAAGUAGGUCAUUGUGAUAUGGAAGGCAAAGGACUGGAGGAAGGAAUUGCUCUCCGUGAAGCUCACUUUACCUUGACAACAAAGGACACCGAAGGAAGACGGUGUUACAAUGAACGUGGCCAUGUAACGGUGGAGAUCAGGGACGAGCAAGGACGAGAAUGCACGUCACAAAUACAAAUAAAUGACUGUAAAGAUGGACUCUAUCAAGUCAGAUAUUGUCCCAGACAUCCAGGAAAAUGUCAAGUGACUGUAAAGGUAAACGGGGAACAUGUCCGUAACAGUCCUUUUGCUGUGCAGGUAACACCAUUUCAGUUUAAACCUGUACUUUCCUUCGGGAAACGGGGCUCGUCUGAGGGAAUGUUUCGGUUUCCUUGGGGGGUAGCAGUAAAUGCAGUAAAUGCAAAGGAUGAGAUAGUUGUUGCUGAUAGUUACAACCAGAGAGUCCAAAUUUUUAACAGUGUAGGAAAUUACUUAAGAUCGUUCGGUCUGUCUGCUACCAAAGAGGGAGAAGUUAAAUUUCUUGUCGGAAUAACAUAUCAUAAUAAUGGGAAUAUUUUCGUGGCAGACGAUGGGAACAGUAAAAUCCAUAUUUUCAAAGGGAAGGGUGAGUACGUGGGAUCCUUUGGUGGGAGAGGAAGCCUUGAUAGUCAGCUCAGUAGUCCCUGUGGUUUAUCGGUAGACAGUGAUGGGAAUAUCAUUGUCGCUGAUUCAGGUAACCAGCUGAUUAAGAUAUUUUCUCCUGAUGGCAAUUUUCUAACGAAGAUAGGAGAGCAGGGAUUUUUUACUUUUCCUGUCCAUUGUAUUCAAUAUGAAAGAUAUCUCAUAGUGUCAGACAACCGUGAACAUUGUAUCAAAGUGUUUGACAGGAAAGGAAACUUUCAGUACAAGUUUGGAAAGAAGGGUGGAGGGGACGGGGAGUUAAAUAGUCCCAGAGGUUUGUCGGUGAACAAAUCAGGUCACUUGAUGGUCUGUGACGAAAAUAACCACAGAAUACAAGUAUUUGAGCUGAAUGGAAAGUUUUUCGGCAAGUUUGGAAUAAAGGGUGGCAAUUUAGGAGAGUUCAAUAAUCCAGCCUCUUUAGCAGUUCUCAGCAAUGGCCAAAUUAUUGUUUGUGACGUUUGUAACCAUCGUGUACAGAUAUUGGAAUAA
Molecule: messenger RNA, 3122 nt
Organism: Pocillopora meandrina
Lineage: Eukaryota; Metazoa; Cnidaria; Anthozoa; Scleractinia; Pocilloporidae
Source: the annotation of a GenBank genome assembly